Molecule: messenger RNA, 5493 nt
Organism: Lepisosteus oculatus (spotted gar)
Lineage: Eukaryota; Metazoa; Chordata; Actinopteri; Semionotiformes; Lepisosteidae
Gene: khdrbs2
Product: KH domain containing, RNA binding, signal transduction associated 2
Biological process (GO): regulation of alternative mRNA splicing, via spliceosome
Cellular component (GO): nucleus
Molecular function (GO): poly(A) binding; mRNA binding
Source: RefSeq, a predicted model, not a curated record
AUCCACUGUCUAUCACUUCGCCGGAGCCGAGCCGCGACCAGUUGUGGCCGGAGAAUGCAGUCUGUCGUUUGAUAUGACCAAUCAUGUUCUGAAGGGGCGGGAAGCAGGCAGCGCUCCAGUAGCGAAGGUGGCCACAUCCAACAGGAGAGAGCCGAGCUGAGCGAGGGAGAUGGGCUUUAAGCUGUGAAGUCUUAUACAUACACUGAUCAUUUGGGGGAGAUUCGUUACGGCAUUUCUCUCAGUGGCUGCAAAGAGAAUUGCAUAGCAGAGCCCGAGUGCAUAUUGUGAGACUGAUUACUUUUUUUGUAUCACCUGCGCCAGCAGUGCCAAUUAAUGAGGGAGCGAGGAAUAAUGGAUCAAGAUAAAUACUUACCAGAGCUGAUGGCCGAAAAAGAUAGCUUGGAUCCCUCAUUUGUACACGCGAUGCGUCUUUUAGCUGAAGAAAUUGAAAAAUAUGAAGGGGAUGAAAUAAAAAAAGAAGAUGGGGAGAAGAAAUACCUAGAUGUCAUCAGCAACAAAAAUAUUAAAUUGUCAGAAAGAGUACUGAUCCCUGUUCAGCAGUAUCCAAAGUUUAACUUUGUUGGGAAAUUGCUGGGACCAAGAGGAAACUCACUGAAGAGAUUGCAAGAAGAAACAGGAGCAAAAAUGUCCAUCCUUGGGAAGGGUUCGAUGCGAGAUAAAGACAAGGAGGAAGAGCUAAGAAAGAGUGGAGAGGCGAAGUAUGCCCACUUGAGUAACGAUCUUCACGUUUUAAUUGAGGUUUUCGCUCCACCUGGAGAAGCAUAUUCCCGGAUGAGUCAUGCCCUGGAGGAGAUUAAGAAAUUCCUAGUUCCAGACUACAAUGAUGAGAUCCGCCAGGAGCAGUUAAGGGAGCUUUCUUACCUGAAUGGAUCGGACGAUUCUAGCCGAGGGAGGAGUGUUCGGGGCCGAGGUAUUCGCCUGCCCCCUGCAGCAACAGCAACCAGGGGUCGUGGUGGAGCUGUCCCUCCGCCCCCUCCAGGAAGGGGGGCUACAGCACCCAGGGGAGCCCCUGGCACCCGCGCGUCAUUGCCAGUGCCUGCGUCGGCCAGAGGCGUGCCCGCCCCCAGGGCUCGUGGGGCGUCUGGAGCUCCAGGGUACAGGCCUCCAUUGCCGCCAGCGACGCAUGAGCCCUACGAUGAUUAUGGGUAUGAUGAUGGAUACGAUGGAGAGUACGAUAAUCAGACCUACGAUGUGUAUGAUGAUAGCUACAGCAGCCAGACACAAAGCAUUCCUGAAUAUUAUGAAUAUGGCCAUGGAACAGGUGACGACGCCUACGAUAGUUACGCUGAAGAAGACUGGACUGCAGCCCGCCCUAGCCUCAAAGCCCCUCCAGCAAGGUUAUCGCGAGGUGGCUACAGAGAGCACCCCUAUGGGAUCAAAUAUCUGGAGACCAACACAGUGGAAGCCAGAAUAUAAAUGACAGCAGGUACGGAACAUUUCAAUAGCUGGAGAAGCAGAAACGGCUGCUGAGGAGAAGGACACUGCUGCUUCUCACCAGUGCUACAGCAGGUACGGUGAGGUAGCGCCUCACACCAGUGAGUACUGUAUGUAUGUAGACCUUUACUGUGACUUGACCUCCAGAAAGCCUGUAAAAGACAAUCGGGUUGGGAAAGAUCAAUAGGCUGUGUCACUCAACAGCUUCGGGAAACAGAGCCCAGGGCGAUACAGAAAAACUGAGCUAUUGCUGAGGACUGCAGAAGCACUGCCACACUUAUACAGUAGUAUCCAUAGAUUGUGAAACACGAACACGCUGGUCUGUAACACAUACUGUACAACUGGGCUUUUUAGCCAUCUGAUUUAUUCUGAGCUGCUUGGCCGUCUGUUUUAUGUACAGUGCUCUUAAUCGAUAAAUAAAGCGUGAGAAUCAUUUCAUGUAUUGUGUGUGACAGGUACGCACUGUCACCUUCACUAAGAGGGAGGAAGAAGAGGCUUGUGGCAAUGAAUGUGUCCAGUUUAAACACAGAGGAAAGGUGCUGAGGGUGAUUAUCAGAAUUAGAAGUUCUUCAAUCCCUGUCAGACAGGACCAAAACCUCAAGUGAUUUUUCGAUUAUAAUGACUAACCAAAACCUAGCAAUAGGUGCAAACAUUUUUCCACUGUAAGUUUUCUUCUCUUGGCAUUAAGCUGCAACAGUCAAAUGUCUGUUUUCAUUCAUAUGUCUAAAAGUCUACAUUUUCUAAGAGUGCCUGCUAGGAAUACAAAACAAGAGACAUAAACAUGUCUGCCACUGAAGGACUGUCUGAUAACCUACAUUCCAUUUUUUGUCAUAAUUUUCUAAUAAUAUUAGGCUUAAUACCAUAUGAAAAGAAUGUAAUCUUAGAGUAGGUGGAGAAAUAUGGAACAAACAUUCAUUCUGUUACACUGCUGAAGGUUAUAUGGAGUUGUGCUGUAGGAUAAGAGUCUUGAUAUUCUGCUUGUCUUACCAUAUCGAGUCAAUACAGACGUGUUUGGCCUUCUUCCUAUUGUGAAUUCUGCUUAAGCACAUUAUCAGUCAGUUCAUAAUAAGCAAACAAUUAACUCUACAUCAGGGAUGAUGACUAUGAGAAAAAAUUCAACCACUUAAAGCAGUGUAGUCCAGAAGACUACUGCUCUCUAUUCCACCAGAGUUUAGAAUCAUAUAAUUGAACCGAAUAUCUAGAUAAUUUGAACUGUUAACCAACCUCCUGCAUCUUCAGAUUAAGGUAUGUUAAAGUGACCCAGGAAAACUGCUUGACUGUUGUCCUUCAGGACUGGACAACUGUGUGAUUCUGGUUUGAAUGGACUCUCGGAAAUAACCAGCUCACACACAGCCCAGCUUUGUGGUCAUGGCUUUUCAACACAAAUUGUAUCCGAUGUUGAGGUUUUGUACAAGUUCUAUUAAAAAACAAAGAAGAGUGCUGUUCCAGCUUGGGCAGACAUUGCUAGAAGCAGUUACAGAUCCAUUUCCAUAACAAGCAUGUCACUAGCUUUACUGGCCCUGAGACCUAAAAUCCCAAAGCUCACGGUAUAUGUUUGUGCAAAUCUCCCGCUAUAUAUAAAGCUGUACAAUUCUGGAUCAAAUAAAGAUAAUAACUUGUUAUAAAUGUGUGUUUAAAUUGCAAGAAACCACAAUAAUUAAUUCAGUAAUGUUAUCAAUUAAAUUCAGUUAAAUUCAAUCCAAUUCAAGUUGUAUUAUUCCCGGGGGGAAUUUGUUUAGAGCAGAGUCCAACACAACAACAAACCUACAAAGAAUACCAUGCUCAUCAAAUAUUUCCAUACUUUAUUUGUUGGGUUCACUGAAAUAUGAGGGUAAUAUAGGCUUCUCAGUAAUAUUGAAAGGGUUCUGGAUGUGUGCAACAAACCAAGCCACACUGUGAAUACAAUUGUGCUUGGGUUCCAGCGAAAACAGCAUGAUUACAUGUUCUAUAACCACUAGCAACCAGGGAAGGAGAGCAUCACUAAUUUAUUAAUAAUUUCCCAAGAUAUGAAUGACUGAAAAAAGCCCAGAGGUUCUGUUAGUAGUUCAAAGAAGCCACUGGCAGAAUCACACACCACAGCAUUUCCUGACAAUUUCUCAUUCUGUGCGCUGAUAACAUCUAAAUCAUCUGAACUUCCACUGCAAUGGGAAUUAGAUUCAGGGUAAUUGACUGUGCUGACAGUCCAGCGUCCCACGUCGAACAGCAGAGGUCAAUUAUCUAUAAGGUAAAGCCCAGAGGGGAGAAACAUUAAUGCCAUGAUAAAUCAUUAAACUAUUUCUUAUGACUGUUGCUUCUUUUCGUCUUUGUGAUGGGAGCAGCAUCAUUAAAAAAGCUGCCAUAAUAAGGCACUUCACGCCCGCGGCCUUACAAAGUUUACCUGUUGUAGCAGAAAUACUCUGAAUCACAUUGUUAGGUUUAUUAAAGAAAGAGAACAUUCAGAGAUUCUCAGGGCAUUCAGGAGAAUAAGAGAGAGAUGUUAUCUGAUUGAUCUUAGUAUAUACAGUAUAAGACCAUACAUAGAGUAAAUUUAAUCUCUUUUGUCUGAAGCAGUAAAUUAUUCAGGAGCAUAUUAUUAAACCCCUCUGUGAUUGUGGCUUAUGAGGUCUGGAAUUAAGGUCUGUUUAGGAAUCUGCUGUGUUAAUCUUUUUAGUAGUCAGUACCCCUGGAACACCAUGUGCAGAUUUUUGUAUUAAAUCACGAGGGUUUCCUUUUAAGAAAAGGUCUGCCCCAUGAGGCAAAGCAAAAUUCAUCUGCAUUAAAGCACUACCUUCCAGGUUAAAUAUCUACGCAGCAGCUGUUGAUUAGACACUCAAGAUGGAGUGAAGCAGGUGGUGAGAAGAGGGGUUUGAAAAUACCCAUUUGUCCUCUGCCCUCCUUGCUUACAGUGGAAACUGUUGAAACUACAGGGAGAAUCCAGUCUUUGGCACUAGAUGCUGAAGUAACAAAACAAGGUACAAGAAACAUGGGAGAAGAUUAAAAUGGCUGUGGUUUAUAUAAUCUUGUGUGAGUCUCUGUCAGAAAAGACUGGGAUAUUUGAUUUUUUUGUUGCAAAACCUGCAAAAAUCCCAAACCUGUCAGUUUACAGUCAAAUCUGAGUGCCAGUUUGCUUGCUUAGGAACCCGGGUGACUUUUAUUAACAGCCUAGGCAGCUUUCUCUGCUAAACAAAGAAACUGCCACGUCACUCAUCUGAGGCCAACCUCCUAAUGAGGCGUGUGAGGAAACCAUCCUUAUGGCGAGAUAUCUGGAUCUACACUGAACAAAUACACCUGGAGUGAUGUCACUUGCAAAACAAAGAAAGAAAAAGGCAAGAAAAGUUUACAGUUCUCCCAAAUGUGCUUUGUGUUUACCAGUAUUCAACUGGAAAUAAGAUAUUACCCAAAGAACCCCGCAAAAAAUGACAUCUUGUCAUACCAGCAGUAUGACACUAAUUAGUACAGUGUAUUAAACGGCAACAGCAUCUUGUCACUGACAUCACCAUUCACAAUGUAAAAAUGACUUUUCUGUAUUCUCCGUAAGGAAGCGGGUUUCUCAGGACUGAAAGAGCACCUCCUGUUGCAUCUGCACUUCAGAUAUUACACUAAGAAAAACAUUUUUUAAGUUACUGUAUGUCCAUAGUAGACCUGUUUGUAUCUGUUUCAAAGUGAAGACCCAUUACUGAAAUUCAGUACACAGACAACCAAUUAUCCCUUUUCCCAUUGUCUGCAUUUUACUGACAUUCCAGGUCUCAGAACCAAUAUGGAUUUACCUUCUGGAACAUUAACGCUCUGUGGGACUGUGUCAUUUAGAAACGGCACAAGGAAAAGUGCACAUAAAAAAAAUCAACCAGUCAAAUUUAAUUUAAAAUGUAUCAUAUGACUUCCCCUCUAACAAUUAAUGUUUAAAUGUUAGGUCAUGGGAUCUAGGUUUUUGGUAUCUCUAAAACAAUUGUACUCAUAGAUUUUCCUUUGUCAUUUACAUUUCAACCACUGAGUCUUAUUUAUUCAUUUAUAGUAAACUAUUCCCAAAAACCAAUGCUAAUCUAAUCGUGGUCAAAGCAA